Thelazia callipaeda (thelaziosis nematode) is the source of this 3702-nucleotide messenger RNA. The record is from the annotation of a GenBank genome assembly. Lineage: Eukaryota; Metazoa; Nematoda; Chromadorea; Rhabditida; Thelaziidae.
AUGACGGAAAUCAGUGCACAAAACAACAGUGUAAUGCAGUCGUCAACUAACAGCAGUAGUAGUGAGAUAGUAUACGGCGCAAGCGGAUCAGUAGGCUCUGCAAGUGAUGAUACCCGCGUUAUGUCAGAAAAAGUACAAAUGCUUGCUUCAUCCAUUUACAAAGAAUUUGAAACAAUGAUACAGAAGAAUGGCGAGGAUAGUGUUAAGAUGGAUUGCUUAGAUAAUAUUUUGUUACAGAAUUUAAUGCCAUUGAUUGUAAAUGUUUUGGAAAGUUUGGAUCUCGCAUAUUUGGAAAAAGAAGAGUGUUCUGUUGAUUUAGAGAUGCUCAAAGAAGAUAAUGAGCAAUUGAUAACACAGUAUGAAAGAGAAAAACAACUUAGAAGAGCUCAAGAUCAGAAAUGUUUGGAAAUCGAAGACUUAUUGAUGGAACAGAAUCGUGAACUUGAAAGUAAAGUUGAAUCACUGGAGUCCAUUAUGAGGAUGCUAGAAUUGAAGGCUAAAAAUGCAUCUGAUCAUGCUGCUCGGUUGGAGGAAAGAGAAGCUGAUCAGAAAGCUGAAUUUGACACGUUACACGAACGAUACAAUGUGCUGUUGAGGACUCAUAUUGAUCAUAUGGAAAGAACAAAGUAUUUAAUGGGAAAUGAGAAGUUCGAAAUGAUGCAAAGCAUGCCUUUACCAUCUCAGCAGCUGAGAACAAAACUAGGAAUGGCUGCUUCAGUGGAUGCGAAUUCAAUUCGAGGUGUAUCGGAUUUAAUAAGUGCUCACAUGUCGCAGAGUACUACACUUGAUGUCAACCUUGCCAAUCAUAUCAGUAGCGAAUCUGAUUGGCAAGAUGAAUUUGGUCAAAAUGCAUCUGAAAUACUACAGUCACCGCGGGAGGAGACGUUUUCAGCUGUGGAAUCACCACGUGAUGCUUCUUCACAAAUUGUUGAUGGCAACCUUCAACCUUCCACAUCUAUUUCAGCAGCCAGUGAAGUAGGUAAUGAUGCUGUCGAUUCUCUUGGUGCUGAUUUAACAGGGGGUAUUUAUACUACAGGUGCAAUUGUUGAUCCCGCCGAAUUUGCAUCUGCUGGUAUGGGCCGUGAGGUUGAGAAUUUGAUCAAGGAGAAUACGGAGUUAUUAGAAACGAAAAAUGCUUUGAAUAUAGUCAAGAAUGAUUUGAUUGCUCGUGUUGAUGAAUUAAGCAGUGAACAAGAUAUAUUGCGAGAAGAAAUACGAAGUUUAGAAAUGGUGAGAUCGAAAAUGAAUGAACGAAUAAAAGAGCUAGAGUCAGAAGUUCGUGACCUUAAAGAUAGAAUUGAAGCCAGAAGUGAGGACGACCAAGAAGAUGUGCCGGUAUCACAGCGGAAGCGUUUUACUCGACUCGAAAUGGCUCGUGUUUUAAUGGAACGUAAUCAAUACAAAGAAAAGUUGAUGGAACUUCAAGAAGCUGUAAAAUGGACUGAAAUGCAGCGUGCCAAACGUUUAAGCGCAGUAAAUGCCAAAAAAAGUGGUGGAAUAUGGGAAUUUUUUUCGGGUCUAUUCUUGCAACCACCACAUAGUUCAAGCCGUCGUCGAAGACCCGGUGGCCAUGAGCGUGAUGCCUUCCGUCGCUCAAGUGUUAAAACUAUUGACUUUAUUGAUGCUGAUUAUUCAUCUGAAAAAAGGGCUGCUGAACGUCGACAACAAUAUAAGAUUGUAAAAGAGCAUAUGAAUCGGGAAGAAACAGGACGCUUCCAUGCAUAUGGAUGGUCCAUUCCAGCAAUCCCUGGUGAAUUUAAUGAAAAUGCUGUUGUGCCUAUUCCUGUGUUCUGCAGGCCACUUACAGAUUCAAAUCCUAGUUUAAAGAUUUGGUGUUCGUCUGGAGUAACUUUACAAGGUGGUCGAACCCGCGAUGGGGGAUACAUUGUUGGAGAUUCGAUUUUUUAUUCUGAUCCAGCGACUCCAAAGGAAAUAACACCACCUCUUGAUGGAUCAAUAGAUCAACUUGAAUUUGAACUUAAGAGGGCAUCAGAAGACGCUCGAGAAAUGGAAAUGCUUGCAUGGGAAAGCUCAAGCUUGCUAUGGGUAUGCAGCUCAAACCAAGGCCAUAGCCUUGUUGCUAUUUUAGAUGCAAAUAAUCCAAACAGUGUUAUCGACACAUUUCGCGCAUGUUCUGCUCAUGUUCUUUGCGUAUCUUCUGUACCAGGUGUUCGAGAAUCAGAUUAUCCCUCGGAAGAUUAUAACUGGAAAAGUUUUUGCCGUGGCGGUGGUUAUGUCAAGGAUUUACCGUCGGAUAUUAAUGAUCAAGACCAGUUCGGUGCUAUACAAUGGGUAGAAUUGCGUAAACUUGACUCAGAUGAAGACCAUGUUGCAACAUUCUGUGGUCCUGACCAGAAGCCUUCCCCUCAGCGUUUUCGAGAUUUCAGUCUUUGCGAGCAGGCAGUACCUAGUACUUCGGAAAGUUGCCAAGGUCUGAAUGAAACAACUGAGCUUGUCAAAAUGGUGAUCGAAUCGAAUGAUGAAAGCAAAAUUGAUAAACUUGAAGAUAGUGGCGUUGUGAAGAAAUAUAUACUUUUGGAAAAAUAUAAAGAAGCGGCCGAAAAAGGCGCUAUUUUUGAAAAAAAUGGAAUCAGUACACUUCCAGCUCAUAUUAAAGAUGGUCUUAGCAAAUAUGACGGAGUGUCAGAUAACAUGACGGCAUUGCCGACGAUGUGGAUGGGAUCUCAAAAUGACUAUAUAUUCAUUCAUUCAGCAGUGUCUGAAUGGCGUAAAUGCUUGAGACGUAUAAAAAUGCCUGAUGCUGUUCUUUCAAUUUUACAUCAUAAAGGGCGUGUAUUUACCGCUCUUGCUAAUGGCUCCAUUGCUGUUUUUCAUCGAGAUACAAACGGUGGCUGGUCUGAAGCAGGUUAUCAUUAUCUAACCGUUGGUCGUGCGACUAGUUCAGUUAGAUCACUUUCAGUUGUUGGUGGUCGGUUGUGGGCUGCUUAUAGGAACUGUAUCAUUGUUAUAGAUCCUAAAGAUCUUACAGUGAAGAAAGUUUUUGCUGCACAUCCAAGACGAGAUAGUCAGGUUCGUCAUAUGCAGUGGAUUGGAGACGGUGUAUGGAUAUCUAUUCGACUUGAUUCAACUCUUCGGCUUUAUCAUGCUUAUACUUAUGAGCAUCUUCAAGAUAUUGAUAUUGAACCUUAUGUCACAAAAAUGUUGGGCACUAGUAAUUUGGAUUAUUCGUACAUGCGUACCACUGCAUUACUGAUAAUCUGCCAACGGCUGUGGAUCGGAACAGGAACAGGAGUGAUUAUUUCCGUACCAUUAUCUGAAACCAAUAAAAGCCGAGUUGAAACAAAAGUAGAAACGCAUUUGUCCAGUAUUGAAGUACGGGGUCCAGGAGGUUUAAUUCGAGUUUAUGGUGAUGCGAAUAGUGAAAAAGUUUCUCCCGGCAGUUUUAUACCUUACUGUGAUAUGUCACGUGCUCAACUUUCUUUUCAUGGACACAAAGAUUCUGUAAAGUUUUUUUUGGCUGUCCCAGACCUUCUCUCAGCAUUGUCUUCAAAGUCCAUGAAUGAUAAUGGGCAUCGGAAUAAAUCAAAUCCACUUAAAAUGCUUGUUGUUUCAGGUGGUGAUGGAUAUAUCGACUUUAGAAUAGGAGAAGAAGACACAGUCGAUUCAGCAAAUCAUACGCGAGUUCGAGACGUAUCUCAUCUAAUUGUUUGGGAAAUACCUGUCAAAAAAACUCUUUCAUAA